Messenger RNA from Penaeus chinensis, 654 nucleotides. Its product is annotated as zinc finger and BTB domain-containing protein 49-like. The record is from RefSeq and is a predicted model, not a curated record. The coding region runs from base 1 to 654 and encodes 217 amino acids. The transcript has 3 exons. Lineage: Eukaryota; Metazoa; Arthropoda; Malacostraca; Decapoda; Penaeidae.
AUGAAGAUGAGUAGCCACGAAGAUGCACCAGGGAAGCCUUUAAUGAGCAAGGUAAUUCGCAUAGCGUUGCAUAUUGUAGGUGCUUUUAAUUCAUUAAAGAAAAUGAGUUUCUUCGCCGACUGGAUGCCUUCGGCCCUAUACCCGUACGAGGAAAUAUCGAGCAGAGGCGUCAGUGUCAAAGAAGAGCUCAGCGAAGAUAUUACCGAGGAUACUUGUCUUGAAAUAAAGGAAGAACCAUUUGAUUAUACCGAUAGAGAGACAGAUGAAAUGAGCGACGUGAAAGCAUGUAACUUGUUUGAGGAUCGUGAUGGCAUGUUAGAAGCGCCAUUAAUGGCUGAGGAUUGUGGGAAUACGAGUUCAUCAGAUGGGGGUCAGGCGAUGCACAAGGAAAGUCUUGAGAAGGAUACACAACGAAAAGUGGAAGCCACAUUGAAUCGUUUUGUAUCUGAUGUCUGGGACAAGAAAUUGUCUCAAAAGAGUCAUAUAAACAUUCAUAUGAGAGGCCACACAAAGGAGAAGCCACACAGCUGUGCAAUUCGCAAUAAGGUCUUCCCAUCCAAAAGCUUUCUAGAAAAGCAUAUCAGAGUACAUACAAAGGAGAUGCCCUACUUAUACGAGAUUUGCAAGAAGGCCUUUGCUAAGAAAGUCGUCUAA